Phalaenopsis equestris is the source of this 2182-nucleotide messenger RNA. RefSeq names its product tubulin-folding cofactor D-like. Bases 116 to 1996 code for a protein of 626 amino acids. The transcript has 9 exons. Gene Ontology annotation, biological process: tubulin complex assembly; post-chaperonin tubulin folding pathway; microtubule cytoskeleton organization. NCBI's taxonomy places the organism in Eukaryota, Viridiplantae, Streptophyta, Magnoliopsida, Asparagales, Orchidaceae. The record is from RefSeq and is a predicted model, not a curated record. Gene Ontology annotation, molecular function: beta-tubulin binding; GTPase activator activity.
GCUCGCAAAUGUCUCCAAUGCCCGCACUCGGCUGGCCACUUCCUACUCGAGAUCCCGCAACAGUGCGGCUCCGCGGUGAAUAGAACGUCGGCCUGUAAAUCUGUAGGUUUCGGACAUGGAAACCCCCGAGAGCUCUGCUACGUUGUCGACCCACUUGGACCCUGAGGUAGACGACGAGCAUGACACUAAGGAGAGGGUGCUACUCCGUUAUUUCCUUCAGGAAUGGGCGCUAGUCAAAUCCAUCCUUGAUCGGAUCGUCGCUAAUGACGGCGCCACUAAUCCCUCAGAUGUCAACAAGAUACGCUCUAUAAUUGACAAGUAUCAAGAGCAGGGUCAGCUGCUCGAGCCUUACUUGGAGAGCAUUGUAAACCCACUAAUGUCCCUAGUGCACUCUAAAUCAAUGCAGCUGAGGGAUGGUACUUAUGAAGUUCUUGUUACCAUAAAGCCUAUAUGCAUUAUUAUAUAUUCACUGGUUACCGUUUGUGGGUACAAGCACAUUAUUCGAUUCUUUCCUCAUCAAGUUUCUGAUUUUGAGAUAGCUGCCACUCUUCUGGAGAACUGUCAUAAUGGAAAUUCACUUACAUCUUUAAGACAAGAAAGUACUGGAGAAAUGGAGACAAAAUGUGUAGCUCUCUUAUGGCUUUACAUACUUGUAUUGAUUCCUUUUGAUAUCUCAUCUGUAGACUCUAGCAUUGCAAACAGAAAUCAAUUGGGGGUUGGUGAACCAUCACCACUGGUACUCAAGAUACUUGAAAUUUCCAAGGAUCACCUAUCAAGUUCUGGUCCUAUGCGGAGGUUCGCAGGACUUGUGCUAUCAAGGUUUCUAACCCGCCCAGACAUGUCAACGGCUUUUGUAAGCUUCUUUGACUGGACGUUUGAAUUUCUGCUAUCUUGGACUGAGGAUGACAUCAACCAAUUCAGAUUACUUGGCAUCGUGGAGGCACUGGCUUCAAUAUUCAAGGUUGGGCAUCGGAAAAUUCUGCUUGAAGCAGUCGAUAAAACCUGGACCAACAUUUCCCACUUAAUGAAGUCUGCUGUGGCUGCUCGGAACACUUUGCUUCGAAAGCAUAUUAUCAAGUUAUCACAACGUAUUGGGCUUACAUGUUUGCCCCAUCGCUCCAUGGCAUGGCGCUAUAAGGCAAGCACUAGCUCACUUGGGCAAAAUAUUCUUCUGAAUGCAACUGAAACAAGUAAUCCCUGUAGCAAUGGUUUACAAGUUGUCCAUCUCACUGACAUGUCAAGUAUAGAAAUCCUUGGAGAAGACGAUAUUGAAGUUCCAGAAAUCGUAGAAGAGAUAGUUGAACUACUACUCUCAGGUUUGAGAGAUUCGGACACUGUCGUGCGAUGGUCUGCUGCCAAAGGUAUUGGCCGAAUUACUGCAUGCUUAACAUCUACACUCGCAGAGGAAGUGUUGUCUUCCAUAUUAGAGCUAUUUUCCCCUGGUGAGGGAGAUGGAUCAUGGCAUGGAGGUUGCUUGGCUUUAGCGGAAUUUGGUCGAAGAGGUUUAUUGCUGCCGGUUAGCUUUCCUAAAGUAGUUCCUUUAAUAAUAAAGGCCUUGCAUUAUGAUAUCAGAAGAGGUCCACAUAGCAUUGGUUCGCAUGUACGUGAUGCUGCUGCAUAUGUUUGUUGGGCAUUUGGUCGGGCAUACAAUUACUCAGAUAUGAGGGAUAUUCUAGAGCAGCUUGUCCCACAUCUUCUAACAGUUGCUUGUUAUGACCGUGAGGUUAACUGUAGAAGAGCUGCUUCAGCUGCUGUUCAAGAAAAUAUUGGGAGGCAGGGCGACUUUCCCCAUGGCAUUGACAUUGUCAGCUCAGCAGACUAUUUCUCUCUUGCCUCCCGAGCAAAUUCUUACCUUAAUAUUGCUGUCAAGAUGGCACAAUAUAAGGAAUAUCUAUAUUCUUUUGCUGAAGAGUUGCUAAGCCGCAAAAUAUUUCAUUGGGUAUUUUGUUUUAUGCUUUUUUCAAGUUACCAUAUUUCAUUUGCAAUUAACCUUUAAGGAACAUAACUGGACCUAACAGUUAAACACUCAUAUUACUUGUAUUCAAAACCUAACUUUCGUGCUAUGAACAAGCUCUGGUGGUUUACAAAAGUUUCUUAGCAUAUUAAGAUCAUUCUAAAAGAAUUAUGUACAUUAUAAACUUAAAAGAUCAAUUUAAUUGAAGAAGUGUCUAUAUAUAUUUAU